AAAGUCUCCAUCACUCGUGGAACUUGUUGGCAAUGCCUAUUUUGCAGCUUUCCCCCGCGUUCUCGAAACCAACUAUUUAAAGGUCUGCGGUCGCAAAUGGUUUGACUAAACGUAGGAUGGGACUUAAGUUGAACGGCAGAUGUUUUUCACUGAUCCUCGCGGUGCAAAUCGCAUACCUGGUGCAGGCCGUGAGAGCAGCUGGCAAGUGCGAUGCGGUCUUUAAGGGCUUUUCGGACUGUUUGCUCAAGCUGGGCGACAGCAUGGCCAACUACCCGCAGGGCCUGGAUGACAAGACGAACAUCAAGACUGUGUGCACAUACUGGGAGGAUUUCCACAGCUGCACGGUCACAGCCCUUACGGAUUGCCAGGAAGGGGCAAAAGAUAUGUGGGAUAAACUGAGAAAAGAAUCCAAAAACCUCAACAUCCAGGGCAGCUUAUUCGAACUCUGCGGCGGCAGCAACGGGGCCGCGGGGUCCCUGCUCCCGGCGCUCUGCGUGCUCCUGGCUUCUCUCUCGGCAGCUUUAGCGACCUGGCUUUCCUUCUGAGCGGGGCUAGCUCCCCCCGCGCGCCCACCCACACUCACUCCAUGCUCCUGGAAAUCAAGAGGAAGAUCCAUUCGUUCUUUGGGGACGUUGUGAUUCUCUGUGAUGCUGAAAACACUCAUAUAGGAUUAUGGGAAAUCCUGGUUCUCUUUUUUGGUUUCCUUUGAUUCCUUGUAUUUUAUUUGCCAAAUGUUACCAAUCGGUGAGCAAAGGAAGCAAGCACAGCCAAAAUCCGACCUCAGCUUUAGUCCGUCUUCACACUAAAAUAAGAAAACGGCAAACCCACCCCCAUUUUAAAAUUUUUAAUUAAGUUAUUUAUUUUUGGCAAAAGAAUCUCAGGAACGGCCCUGGGCCACCUAAUAUAUUAAUCAUGUUAAUACAUGGGAAAUGAUGGGCUCCUUCUAAUAGGAAUGAGGAUAGGAGAAGGCCACGGGCAAUGAAUUCAAGAAAGAUCUCCACGUGGGAAGCAUGUGGUGAAUAAUUGACGCUCACGUCUUUCUGCCACAGUAUCUUGUUUUGAUCAUUUCCACUGCACAUUUCUCCUCCAGAAAAUGGAGACAGAUUGUUGGCUUUGUUUUGGAGAAGGUAGGAGGAGAGAGAGAGGAAGGGUUGAGGCAAUCUCUGACAGAAAGGGAAAGCUGCCUAGGAAUGCUGCUAAUGUUCGUGAGGGGUUAGCUUUACCUGCUGUUGUCCAUGCAUCUUACCAAGUUCACUGCCUUUAUUUUCUCUCCUCCCUCUUGUUUUAGCUGUUACACAUACAGUAAUACCUGAAUAGCCAAUGGUAUAGAUCACAAGGGGGGGGGGGAUGUUAACUGUUAAUCUAAAAUAUAGUUAAAAAAAGAUUUUGACAUAAAAGAGCCUUGAUUUUAAAAAAAAGAGAUGUAAUUUAAAAAGUUUAUUAUAAAUUAAAUUCAGCAAAAAAAUUUGCUACAAAGUCUAGAGACAUAUAAAAUAAAAGUUAUUGUUUGAAA
Molecule: messenger RNA, 1513 nt
Organism: Echinops telfairi (small Madagascar hedgehog)
Lineage: Eukaryota; Metazoa; Chordata; Mammalia; Afrosoricida; Tenrecidae
Gene: NRN1
Product: neuritin 1
Exons: 3
Coding region: 117-545 (142 amino acids)
Biological process (GO): neuron projection extension; nervous system development
Cellular component (GO): plasma membrane
Source: RefSeq, a predicted model, not a curated record